GUUCGUAUUUGGUUAAACUUCUCAACGGCAGCUUGUCUAAAAAAUCAAUUGCGGCGACAGUGUUUUAGCAGCACUUGCGCCUACAAAACUACCAAAUCUAACAUGCGCUUAGCAUUUUUAUUAAUAUUAUUACACGGUCAGACAUUGAAAUUGGUUGUUGAAUGCAUUCCAUCAACGGAUUGUGGCGAUGUGUCUGACUGUGUUCCGGAGAGUCAAAAUGCUAUAUGUGCACUCGAUCGGGAAAUUGUGUGUUUUAAAUAUUUUUACUCCUUAUGCCAUCUGAAGUAUGAAGAAUGCCAAGAUCAAAGAGAGUACGCGGUUUAUUCACAAGCAUACUGCGAAAAUUCUGCCUUUAUGUGUGGCACCUAGUCGAAAUUGGGGCAAGCUAGUUUGAAGUUGACUUUUUAGUAAUAGUUCAUAAAUGGAAUGGAAAAUUAAUCCACAGAAAAUAUAAAAUGAUAUUUGAAUAACUAA
Bactrocera latifrons is the source of this 474-nucleotide messenger RNA. RefSeq lists its product as uncharacterized. The transcript has 3 exons. NCBI's taxonomy places the organism in Eukaryota, Metazoa, Arthropoda, Insecta, Diptera, Tephritidae. The record is from RefSeq and is a predicted model, not a curated record. The coding region runs from base 103 to 369 and encodes 88 amino acids.